This is a messenger RNA of Ilyonectria robusta, 1527 nucleotides long. RefSeq names its product amidohydrolase. The record is from RefSeq and is a predicted model, not a curated record. Gene Ontology annotation, cellular component: cytosol. Lineage: Eukaryota; Fungi; Ascomycota; Sordariomycetes; Hypocreales; Nectriaceae. The transcript is spliced from 3 exons. Gene Ontology annotation, molecular function: deaminase activity. The coding region runs from base 1 to 1527 and encodes 508 amino acids.
AUGGUUUCGCCCACCUUGUCGCUCUUCCUUUUGGCGGCAUCGGAGUUGGUCUCCGCCGUUGACCCAUCUUCAAUUCUAUUUACUUCUGGCACCAUUAUCGCUUUCGAUCAAGAAGCAAAUGACCUGAACGUCAUCCGCAAUGGAAGCAUUCUCAUUCAGCAAGACCGUAUAACCGGUAUAUGGUCGAAUCAGGAAACUCCCCCGGUGUCGAUUCCUUCAAACACCACGGUUGUAGAUGCAGCAGGCAAGAUCAUCGCCCCUGGCUUCGUCGAUACACACCGUCAUGGGUGGCAAACAUUGUUCAAAACCAUGUUCUCCAACAUCACUCUCAUCGAAUAUUUCGGCCGCUUUGGAGAGGGAGCUUCUGCCGGACGCGUUGAUGCGGAGCAGGUAUACAUCGGCCAGCUCGCUGACCUGUACGAAGCACUGAACGCGGGAACUACCACAUCACUCGAUCACGCUCACCACACCUGGUCAGAUGAAACAUCUUGGGCGGGCUUGAAUGCCAGUAUAGACAGCGGCGCACGUGUAUUCUGGUCGUACACCUUCCACGACGUUGCCAACUAUACCAUCGAGCAGCAGCUUGUAAACUAUCGCGAUAUAGUGAACGCUGCCCCACAGACAGAUACAGCUGUCGAACUAGGUAUCGCUUUUGAUAGCUUCGACAACAGCUCUGUGGAUCCAGAAACGAUUGCCUCGAUAAUCGACUUGGCUAAAGAAGUCAACACCUCGGUACUCACAACCCACAGUGGGGGAGGCGUGUAUGGAAACUAUAACUCUCCGACCACUCUACAAUCUCUUGGUAUACUCAACACAAGCAUCCCUGUCGUGUUUUCGCACGCGUCGUACGUCACUUUGCGGGACACGAUGCUGUUGCGAAGCACGAAUCAAUAUGUCUCUAUCACGCCGGAGUCAGAGAUGGGUUUUGGUCUCGGACGUCCGACCAGCAAUAUGAUCAUCGACCAGGCCGCCCUAGGUAUUGACACGCACGCUUUUCAGUCGAGCGAUCUGGUCACUCAAGCGCGCGUAUUUCUUCAGACCACGCGGUCAGCAGUCACCGACCAGCUAUUCAAAAAAUGGCAGGCUCCUAGGUCGAACCCUAUGAGCGUCGUCCAGGCCUUUCUCCUUGCCACACGUCACGGAGGCCUCGCACUUCGCCGUCCAGAUCUUGGAGUUCUCAGUGUAGGUGCUAAAGCUGACGUUGUUGUGUGGGACGGGACCAGCCCCAGCUUGCUAGGUUGGCUUGACCCCGUGGCGGCGAUCAUUCUGCACUCCAACGUGGGUGAUGUGGAGCAUGUUCUUGUCGAUGGCAAGUUCGUGAAACGGGAUCACAGGCUGGUUGUUGGAGACUACGGCAGCAUCAAGUUAAGAUUCUUGGAAGCUUCGAAGCGUAUCCAGGAGGACUGGCGGCAAAUUCCCCAUCCUAAGCUCGAUCAAUACACUCCAGCGGGUGCUCCUAUUGUUGACCCCGACCAGGUGGAUGUUAUGGCCGGAAAUGGCACGGGGUAUGGCCAAUUGUAUGUUUAG